AUGCGGAAGUCGAUUGCUCUACUGGGAGCUUUACAGCUCCUGUCAAAAUGCUGUCAGGCAGCGACACACACAUUUGACUGGAAUGUGACGUGGGUGAUGGCAAAUCCAGAUGGACUUGCCGAACGCAAAGUUAUUGGCAUCAACAAUCAAUGGCCUCUGCCAACAAUUGAUGUGAACAAAGGAGAUCGUGUCGUGGUCAACAUGCACAAUGGUCUCGGCGACAAAACCACAUCCAUUCACUGGCACGGAAUGUAUCAGAACGGGACCAAUGAUAUGGACGGUCCUUCUAUGGUUACGCAGUGCCCAGUGGUCCCAGGGUCGAGCAUGACCUACAACUUCACUGUGAAUCAGAAUGGUACAUAUUGGUAUCACUGUCACACAGAUUACUGCUAUCCCGAUGGGUACCGCGCGCCUUUCAUUGUCCACGAUGAGGAGUCUUACUUCUACGAUGACUACGAUGAAGAGAUGGUUCUCACCAUGACUGAUUGGUACCAUGACAUGACCGAAGACAUUGGUCCUGAAUUCAUGUCCUUAUACAAUCCCACUGGAGCUGAGCCGAUUCCCAAUUCCUUUUUGUUCAAUAACUCGGUCAGCCAGAGCUAUCCUGUUCAGGCUGGGAAGACUUACCUUCUCCGAUUGAUCAAUACCGCUACUUUCGUCGGUCAAUACUUUUGGAUUGAGGAUCAUCAGAUGCGUAUUGUUGAAAUCGACGGUGUCUAUGUCGAUGAGGCAGAGGCAGAUCUUUUGUACCUCUCUGCUGCUCAGCGUUACUCCAUCCUGGUCACUAUGAAAGAUUCUACCGAAAGGAACUAUGGUAUGGCUAUGGUGGCCGAUUCGUCCCUUCUUGAUUUGAUCACACCUGAUCUUUUGCUUAAUCAAACAAACUGGCUGGAGUACAAUGCCGAUGCCCCUCACAACGAGGUGACUCUCCCAGUGGAGGACUCCUCGGAUCUCUAUCCCUUUGACGACAUGACUCUCGUGCCCCAUGACCGUGUGGAGCUGUACAAGGACCCAAAACACACCAUCGAGCUUACUUUGGUCAUGGACAAUCUCGACAAUGGCAUGGGUUACGGCUUGCUGAACGACCACAGCUAUACAAAGCCGAAGGUCCCUACUCUCUACACCGUUAUGUCUGCCGGCGACCUAGCCACCGACGCGACAGUGUACGGCGAGUACACCCAAUCCGUCGUUCUUGAAAAGGACGAUGUCGUAGAGAUCAUCCUCAGCAAUCAGGACUCAGGCACCCAUCCCUUCCACUUGCACGGCCACGUAUUCCAAAUGUUGGAUCGAUUCCCAUCCUACGGCGAGGGCUUCUACGAUUAUGAUGCUGGCACCGAAUUUGCCACCUUUGAUCCCUCAAAUCAUACAGAAUUCCCCGUGUAUCCCGCGCGUCGCGAUACCUUCGUCCUGCCUCCUGGCGGUUACUACGUCAUCCGCUUCCUUGCCAACAAUCCCGGUGUUUGGCUCUUCCACUGUCACAUUGACUGGCACAUGAUGCAAGGUCUUGCGAUGACGUUCAUUGAAGCCCCUCGGGAGCUUCAAGCAAACCUCAUCAUUCCUGAUGACCAUCUCAAAGUCUGUGAGGCUGCCGGUGUGCCCUAUGAAGGGAAUGCUGCCGGCAACAUGGAGGAUUACCUCAACCUGAAAGGAGAGAACAAACCACCUGGGUUUAUUCCGGAUGGAUUCACCGCCCGUGGAAUCGUCGCUCUGGUUUUCUCUUGCGUUACUGCAUUUUUGGGAAUGGCGGCUAUUGCUGUCUAUGGAAUGUCUGGUCUGAAUUCCCCUGUGAGGAAACCAGAUCAGGAGGAUGAAAGCUCAUCAACUGAGAUGGAGGUGAUUGGCACCUCGCGGGCGUACCGGGAUUAG
Penicillium paradoxum is the source of this 1866-nucleotide messenger RNA. RefSeq names its product putative ferrooxidoreductase Fet3 (gene fetC). Gene Ontology annotation, cellular component: high-affinity iron permease complex. NCBI's taxonomy places the organism in Eukaryota, Fungi, Ascomycota, Eurotiomycetes, Eurotiales, Aspergillaceae. The transcript has a single exon. The record is from RefSeq and is a predicted model, not a curated record. Gene Ontology annotation, molecular function: ferroxidase activity; copper ion binding. The coding region runs from base 1 to 1866 and encodes 621 amino acids. Gene Ontology annotation, biological process: reductive iron assimilation; cellular response to iron ion starvation.